AAUAAUUAAAUAAUAAUUACAGAGAUAAUUAAGGAUCCUAAUCAAAUCAUAUCAAAUCAUAUCCUUAGAAUCAGUUAGGAUUAGCAAAUAAGUCAACACUAUUAAUGAGAUAAGCUACGGUUAACACUGUAUUUCCCCAAUAGGUUUUUAGAAGAUUUAUGGUGAAAAGGAGAGAUUUGGUCAUUUCCAACGAGUGCUCUUUUUUUUUUUUUUUUCAACAAUAUCAUUUUGGAUACUAAUGUAAGGACAACUAGUUUGAUGUAGUAGAAAGAUCUGUCUAUUUCCAACAGGUGCCUUUUUUUUUUUCAGCAAUAUCAUUUUGGACAAUAAUGUAAGGACACCUAGUUUGAUGUAGUAUCCCAUUAGACUCUAGAUAAAUAGAAAAACAACUAUCCAUGUACUAUAUGCCAUUCUCAGUUUUCAAAACUUUUAUCUUAACAUCAACUUGAGUACAAAUCAUCUUGUAAAAAGAUUAAAAGCAAGAAACCACAUCACUUUUUCCUUUUAUCAAAUAAAUCCAAGUUAUGCGAGUGCAGUAAUCAAUAAAAGUAACAAACCAACGAUUACCAGAUAAUGAGACCGUUUGAGUAGGUCCUUAAAUGUCAAAAUAGAUAGUCACAAAAGGAUCGUACUUCUAUUGUUACUUGUGGGAGAAGAGGCUUUUAUAUGUUUAGCAUAUUCACAAGCAUUACAAACUAAAAAAUCAUGCGCCUUAGAAAAUAAAUUAGGAUAAAGUUUCUCUAAAAUAAAGAAUGAUGAGUGUCCUAAUCGUCGAUGCCAUUGUAAGAUUUCCUAGUUCACAUCCUGAUUUCUUCCAAAAAGAGCUCGAGGUGAAGUUAAACCCAAUUUUCUUUCCAAUAUAUAUAAGCAAUUGUGUAAUCUACUAUAGCCAAUUUUCUUCCUAGUUUAAAGGUCCUAGGUCUUGAAUAACACACUAGUCAUAAAAAAAAACUCAAUUUUACAGUUAAGAGUUUUAAUAAGAGCCUAACAGAUAAAAGGUUAAUAGGGAAACGAGGAAUGUAGAGAACAGAGGAUAGUUUAAUAUUGGAAGUACUAACAAUUGAUCUGGUUCUAGAGAUAGGAACGAAAGAACAAUCGGCUUUUCAGACUGUGUCCUUUUGUAGAUAUGGAAGGUAAAUAAGGAAGCGUUUAGAGGAGUCUGUCAUGUGUCUAUUUGCAUUAGAAUCAAUAAUCCAUGGAGCACUAACAAGGAACGACAUGUUAGAAAACAACAACAAACAACCACAACAACGGAAAAGAGAUUGCCCAACUAAAACAAAACCUAUCAACACCCUACUUAGCAAAGAAUUCUUUUUGCUUCUGCCAUAAAUGAGAGCAGCAAAAAAGCAAAAGGAUUACCCAAACAGCUGCAACAGGAGGCUGCCCGCACCAACAAAAUACCCAAUCAACACUAAAUCCAGCAAGAAACAAUAGGAACAGGCCGGAAAGAGAGGUCUAGAGGCAACGAUGAGGUUCGGGCGUGAAGAUCUACCUCGGAAACAAGCUCAUGUGCUGAGGGAGGGUGGUGUGUGAGUCACACGCGCUGAGAUUUCGACUAUCGGAGGCUGGCAGAUGGUCGACGAAGGGGCUGCGACUCCAGUGGAGUAGGCGGUGAUGAAAAAUGAUGGGUCUAGGUAGGUGAGUAUGAAAUUUAGUUAUCUAGGAUUUUGAAAGUCUAAAAUUGAACUGGAAUCCUAAAUCAGGCAAAAGCUAUGAUACCAUGCAUAAUUUUGGGGGAAAUUUUUAAUUCUAUUCUAAUUGAAUUGAUUUUUACAAGGUUUGAGAAUUUAUACAUAAAGAAUCAACCUAAUUUAGGAAUAUUUAUAAUAAAAAUAAAAUCCUAUAAUCAAGCCUACAAAUAAAAUCCUUAUAAUCAAGUUUAGUUAGAAUCCUAAAAGUCUAAAUCCUCCUAAUUAGGAAUCUUCUAUGUUAGUCAAUAGUUUUGCUUUUUUUAUUAUUACAGUUUGUUGAGGGUGUUUCCUCAAUAAGUUUAUUUGAUAUUUUAAUAUUUACUUGGAGAUCGUGAAAAUAGAUUCAGUCCAAUGCAAAAGAAGAACAACAUACAUCUAGCCUUGUUAGAGGCUGCAAUGUAGGAACUGUAGUGCAUUGGGGUUUGGAACACCCUUUUCCUCGAAAUAAGACUUGUUAAUAUGCUGUUGUAAUGGAAUUUGAAUAUGCCAUACAUUGUCUUCAAAUGCUUGUAAUUCAAUCUUUUUUGCGUCGGUGAGACUUUUACUAAUUGUAGUUCCUUAUCAUGAUUUAUGAAAGGAAUAGUGACCCAAAAAGGCCAAACCCUUUUGGGUUUCUCUUAAUUUUAUCUUCAACUUUUAUUUUGGCAAUUGUAUCUCAAUUACAAAAGCUUGCAAUUGUAUCCAAAAAAUUUUGCCUACUUAGUUCUACUUUGUUUCCAACUUGUCCAUGCCUCCAUUGCCACCCACUAGGAUCCAAUCCUACCACUAUCAAAAACACCUCCGAAGAUUCAUAUUUACACCCAUUGGACAUUGAACAACAUCAAGAUUUGGUGGUGGUGAGGUUAAGAAGUGGGUGAAGAAAACCACAUGAUAUGGCCAAAUAGCUAAAAAUUUUGAUGUACAAUGGGCUUCAAAAUGAAACUUGGUGAUACAAGCACAAGAAUGACAUGAUUCUUCAAUGACAAGUUGUGGAUUGAAUUAUUUACUCUUCAAAGAUUUAAUAUGGGAAGCUCCAAAUCAUGACAAGUCAAUUACUCAACCUAUGAUAAGGAGUUAUAUGCCUUAGUGAGAGCACUGGACGUGUGGCAACACUAUCUCUUGCCCAAGAAGUUUGUGAUACAUACGGAUCAUGAGUUCUUAAAGUACUUGAAGGGACAAUGCAAGUUGAAAAAGACGCAUGGUCUUCCGGGUGAGGCACUAUAGGGGCCCCUGCAGAUGUAUGUUCACAAUCAAAUGGCUUCACCAAAAUUUUGAAGAUGGAAUCAAAGUCCCAUCUAGUUCAAUCAUGAAAUUGUCCACGAAAAGCAUCACUGUCUACCCAACUGUUGCGGUGUUAUUGAAAUCUGAAAAACAUGUGAAAUCUUCUGGUCCACCUCCAUAUCUGAUUGAGGAUAGAAACUAUGACAUGGACCUAAGUAAAAUGGUAGAAAAACAAAUAAAAAAUAUCAGCAAUUCAGCUGAUCUAUCCGAGUCAGAAAUUACCAAACCAACUCAUGUGAGGAUUGGACAAGCCUCUGCACGCAACAGCAUAUUAGAUAAAAAGGAAAGCUGCAAGGCCGUUGCUGCAGCCAAAAUAAGCAUUCCAUGUGCUAAAGUUCCUUGCGACCAGAAGACUCCAGUGAGAAGAACAACCAGGAGGUCCAGUAAUCUACAUGUGGUAGCAGAAGUUGAGGAUCCACCAAUGUUCACUUCAUCCAUUGAAGAACGUUCAGAAUAUAGGUCACAUCUCAGUCCACUUGCUGCUUGUGCAGCUCUUGCCUCACGAGUGCAAAUUACUCCAAAGAGUGUUGCAAUAGGUGGAACUAGCUUGUUCAAUCCAUUUAUCGGUGACAAGGUUAUUAUGAAGGACAAGUUUUCAACAGAUGUAUUGGCUACUCCUUUUCCAGUUGUUUCGGAACCUGUUGAGAUGGUAAAAUCACACAUUUUAACUCGUCGGAGUGGUUCACCAAAGUCGCAGCUUGCAGGAUUGUCCUCUGAAACAAAGAAUCUAGAAUUGACAAAUGAAGAUAAGACCUCAGAAUGCACCACAGGUAGAAGAAGUCGGUCCAAGUUAAACGAGACCAUGAACUCAGCAAAUCAGAAUGAUAGUGGAAUUUCAAAUGGCAAUAUGCAGAUCAAGAACAGUGCUGAUGACCUAAAGUUAAGGACUUCAACUGGUGGAAAAAGGGUUACUCGUUCAGCACUUCGUAGAGAAAAAGAAAAUCUAGCUAAGUCAUCACAGGAUAAAUCAUCUCAUACAACUGUGGAUGAUUAUUCUGAAGGAAAUCUUGCAGUUACUGAAAUUUCCAAUGACAAUAUUCAGAUAAAGUCCUCUGCUGAUGCUCAGAAGUUAAGCGCCUCUACCAACAGGAAAAGAUUUACUCGUUCUGCACUUCAACAAGAAAAGGAAUAUCUAGCUUUGGAAGCACAGAGUAGGUCGACUCAAGUAACAGAAUCAAAUUACUCCGAAGAAAAAGGUGAUAUAUCUAAGAAGAGUGGCUGUACAGCAAAAAGGAAAAAAACAGUUACUUCAUCUCUUGAUAGUGAAAGUGAUAAUCUUGGCGGCAGGAGUGAAGAGCAGGCACCUAUUUUUGUCCAAACCAACCAGCAAACUGCAGGUGGAGGUUUGGACAAGGUAGAUAUUCAAGGCCAGACGAAGAAAUUAAUUUCUUCCAAAAGGCAAUCGCAGCAGGUUUCUCUCCAUAAUCAUCUUCCUAGGACUCGCUCUCAGACCAAGUCUCACCUUAGCGUAAAUAUGGGAACCAGAAAAAACUGAUUUCCUGUUUUUGUUAUAUAAUAGUCUUGUAUCGCUAAUUGCUUCUUAGGAGGAAGGUGGGAAUCAAGAUUUUACAAGCUAUACGUAGCACAUAUAACCCAAUGAAUUGUGUUUCCACUAAAUGGAAAUCGAUGCGAUGGGAAAAUGCAGAUGAAAAUGAUAAUGAAACUUUUGCUCCUGAAAUCUCUUAUGUUUCCCAUGGUUUUAAUAGGAAUUAUGAUAAUGUGUUUGUAAAUUGUAACAUCAUUUUGAAGUUUGUAUAUUGAGAUUUUUGGGCAGUUAGAAACAAUAGUAAGAAAUGAUGGAAUGGUUUCACUUCUUUUGA
Manihot esculenta (cassava) is the source of this 4771-nucleotide messenger RNA. RefSeq lists its product as uncharacterized. The coding region runs from base 2869 to 4446 and encodes 525 amino acids. Gene Ontology annotation, molecular function: chromatin binding; nucleic acid binding. The record is from RefSeq and is a predicted model, not a curated record. The transcript is spliced from 4 exons. Lineage: Eukaryota; Viridiplantae; Streptophyta; Magnoliopsida; Malpighiales; Euphorbiaceae.